Messenger RNA from Anopheles marshallii, 1026 nucleotides. It is a transcript of the gene Snx21, whose product is annotated as sorting nexin-21. Lineage: Eukaryota; Metazoa; Arthropoda; Insecta; Diptera; Culicidae. The coding region runs from base 1 to 1026 and encodes 341 amino acids. Gene Ontology annotation, cellular component: early endosome membrane. The transcript is spliced from 3 exons. The record is from RefSeq and is a predicted model, not a curated record. Gene Ontology annotation, biological process: protein transport. Gene Ontology annotation, molecular function: phosphatidylinositol phosphate binding.
AUGUAUUUUGUUUUCCUGAAGACCAAGAAGUUUCUCUUGCUCUCUAGAUUGCAUACUGUUGUCGUCGGGCGUAGAGUAGGCAUGGAGAACAGAGAAUCCAUCGAAGAAGAUCUUGAUAGUGCGACGGAAGCGUUCGACCAAAGUACGUUGAGCAUAAAACAUCAGACCAAGGGCACCGUGCAAGAUAUUUGGCAACGGCCUACAAGACGACCUCUUCCACCGCCGGACGAUGUGGUGCUGUGUUUUGAGAUCCCACUCGCCCGCAUCCUACCGGCUGCAUCAGGCGAUGGCCAGUCGUUGCCCUCCAGUGCUGGCAAGAAGUACGUGAUAUAUGAGGUGAACAUACGCAAGGAUGGUCCCGGUCCGGAUCCGUACCCGACCAGUGUCGAACGACGCUACACUCACUUCCUAAGGCUGUACGAAGGGUUACGGAAAGACUAUCCGAUCUUGCUACAAACGGUCAGCUUCCCGAAGAAGGUUCUGAUGGGGAAUUUCACCGCCGAACUGAUCGGCGAACGUAGUGCCGCCUUCGAGUGCUUUCUCGACCAUAUCGUAUCCGUGCCUUUGCUGCGUGAUUCGGUUCAUUUUCUCGAGUUUCUGCAAGGGGAUGAGCUGCGUAACGCGUGUCAAUUAUUGGACGAACGGCGUAAUGAGUUGGCCGUACCGCUGUUGGAGAAUUGCUUCCGGUUGUUGAACAAAAUAUUUCUGGACAAAUCCAAGUGUGUGCUGUUGCUGCUGUGCCGGCUGGUGGCAGCCUGUACCACCUCACCGAUACCGCACCCGUCCGCGGAACAGUGGGCCGAGCUGGCCUUGCGACGCUAUGAGCAUGUGUGCGAUACGGAACUGCUGGUGCUUUACAUUCCGCUGCUGCAGACGUGUUUGCAUCUCUGGUGGCAACGUGGGCGCGACCGUAGCCUGUUGGAGGAACGGUUGAACGAAAUGGGCAAAAAGGGUAUUAAGAUAAAGGGCGGACCGACUCUUGCCCAAGCCAUACACGCAUUAGACCCGCGGGCCGAAACGAUAUAA